This is a messenger RNA of Kickxella alabastrina, 668 nucleotides long. RefSeq lists its product as uncharacterized. The record is from RefSeq and is a predicted model, not a curated record. The transcript has a single exon. The coding region runs from base 122 to 646 and encodes 174 amino acids. NCBI's taxonomy places the organism in Eukaryota, Fungi, Kickxellomycota, Kickxellomycetes, Kickxellales, Kickxellaceae.
CGCCACGGCGUGGCUAUUGUCGACUCAAAUACAAAAAAUAUCCGCAUGUGUUCCGCGUCAUGGCUGAUGACGGCAGCCUUAUCUUAUCAAGGCCGCCAACGACGAUGCUGUUGCCGAGUGGAUGGCCCGGAUUAACUGUGCUGCGGCGUUCAAGACGAUGGAUCUGGCUCGCCGCGGGAAGCCGAUUAUGCCCGAUCCCGCGCGCGCCCGCUUGCUGGAGGAGCAUCUGACUGCGCUGGACGCACAGCUGUCCAAGAUUGACGACGGACUGGAACGCAGUCUGAGGCUGUUCAAGCAGCUCGCUGCCAUGGUGCCAUUGACCAAGGCUGGCCGCACCAAGAUUGUCGUGUUUGCCGACCAGGUGCGCAACAAGCUUGCCGAAAUUUAUCUGUCGGAGCAGCGGCUGACAUGUUACAAGGACGUACUGCACCUGGAUUUGACCAUCGAGUAUGAGCUGAGUGCGGGCCCCGACAACGGCUGGGACAGCGAGGACGAUAGCCAGAGUGACUGGAACCACGAUGAGGCCAACUUGGAGGAUAUUGAGGAAAUUGAUGAGGAGGAUGAGGAGGGCGCGUAUUCUGCUCUUGCGCAGGACCAGCGCAACAUAUCGACUUGGGACAUUGACUCGCCAAACACAUCUUCAUAGGGGUCCUCCCCCUCCCCCCCCC